GCAAACUUUGGUAUCCAAACAGACCGCACAUUCCAGAACGCAAUUGGGUGCCAGUCGGAAAAUAGGAAGUGAAAGCGACGUGAUUGGUUGGCGUCUAACUGGUUGUACAGCCAGAGCGAGGCGUGGAAAGCAGGUCUGAUGCUGCUAUUGGACAAUAGUUUUCAUGGGGAGGAGAGUCAGCUUCCUGGUUGUGGCAGAGCCGAGGGCGAGCGGAACAGACAGCUGGUGCAAUCGUCUCUUUUGGGAUGGAUGGAAGUGGAACGUCGCCGCCAUCAUUAAUGAAUGAGUAUAUGCUGCAAGGCAGUGUCUCCUCUUCAGGAACAAGAUCAAUGGAUGUGAUUGUGUAUUUUGUGAAUGAUGAGGCAGUUCCGCUGACGGUGGAUGGCCUUUCUGGCAUGAUGGCACAUGAGUUGCACCGAAUAAUCCGCGAAGUCCUUGCGCUCCCUGACAUUGCUCAAGAAGUCUUUGCUCUAUGGCUUGUUUCUCCAUUUUUGGAGGUGCAACUGAAGCCAAAACAUCAACCUUACAAAGUCUGCAGACAAUGGCAUGAACUGUUGGCACGGUUCACAAAUUGUUCGACUGAAGACAUUCAUCAAGAUGAACCUUGUCUGCAGUUCCGCAGAAAUAUUUUCUUUCCUAAAUGUCGAGAACUUCAGAUCGUUAAUGAGGAAGUUUUGCGUCUGCUAUAUGAAGAGGCCAAAUCUAAUGUCCUAGAGGGCAGGUACCCUUGUGACUUGGAAGACUGUGAACUGCUGGGUGGCCUAGCUUGCCGUUUAGAACUGGGUCCUUAUAACCAACAAAAGCAUACACCUUCUACAUUAAGACCUAAGCUGGAGUGCUUCCUUCCUCCUUAUAUGUGUAAAAAAAGGAAUGGAUUAUUGAAUGCUUUUAUUAAUAAAGGAAGUCGCCAAGCAGGUUUUGAACAGACUUUGCUUAACUCCUACAAAGAAGUUACGGAAAAUAUUACUUGUGAAGAGGGAGAAGCCACAAACUACAAAGAGUAUCUGAAGAAGUGCCAUGAACUUCCCUAUUAUGGGUGUGCUUUUUUCAUGGGAGAAAUUGACAAACCAGCACAAGGCUUUCUGAACAGAGCUGGACGCAAGACUGUGUCAGUUGCUAUUAAUAUGGAAGGAGUGUCUGUUAUUGACCGUAAGGAAAAGCAUGUCUUAAUAGGUUUGAAGUUUUCAGAGCUGUCUUGGGAUCUCUCGCAUCCCGACAGGGAAGAGCAUGUUUUAUGGCUGGAGUUUGAUGGUGAUAAUGAAGGAACACCGGUUAACAAGUUGCUAAAAAUAUACUCCAAACAGGCUGAGCUGAUGAGUGGUUUAAUUGAGUAUUGCAUAGAACUUAAUCAAGGUGGAGAUUUGCAUUCUCCAGACUCUGUUUCUGGGAGCACACCAAUUACUGAGAAACGGAACAAACUACGAAGACAGGAAAGUGUUCUGUGUAACCGCAUCAAGCAUCUCACCACUAUUGAUUAUGUUGAUGAUGGCACUGAAAUUAAACGAGUGAAGCCCAAAAGAGCUGCAUCAUUUUUCACACGACAGUCAACCCAUGGAUAUGCAUCUGUGUUGCCUGCUGACAGCCCUGGGGAAAGCUGACCAACUGCAGCUAGUAAACGCGAAGACCAAAGAAACUUCUGAAUCACUGAACAUUCUUAUUCGCUGUAUGGACCAAGCCAAAGCAAUAAGGGCCAUAAUUAACGUGCCUUAUGUUGCUCCUGCACCUAAAGGGAUGACUCUUCAAGAAUGCCAGGAAAAGGCAUUUCUACAGCCAGGUUUACAGUUAAUUUCCAAAUUUCAGAAUGCAGUUUCAUUAUGUAGAGAAGAUAACGGAAGUUCUAUGACCAAGUUUGAAAUUGUGUUGCCAUGAGUGUGUGGCUUGUUGAUUUUUUUUUUUUUCACCCCCCACUCAAUAUCUGGCCUAGAAAGUGGUAUAACUGGUUUACAAAGUGUAAUUGCCUGUACACUAAUAUUGUGUUGGGAUUCCGUGAUGGCAGCUCAGUUUAAGAUUUGUGUAUACAGGCGUUGCUGUCAAACAAUGGCUUCUACAUUUGAACAUAAUGCAUAUCAAACUUGUGUGUUCGAAUACAAAAGGCUGCAUUUGACCUACUUUGCUUGCAAUGCAAACAUAUCUGCAUUCAUCAGGUCUAACCUAGCCUCAGAACUGCCAUUCAUACUGCACUAUGGGGGUAAAUGAGAAUCUGCUGAUCUGUGUUUGAUGUGCCCUAAUGUAUAAACCAUUACUGUAUAGGGAAACUAUCUCUUUUGUCAUUUUUUAAACUAGAAGGAUGAAAUUAAUAACAACCUUUUUAGAUUUGGAUAGACUGGUAAGGGGUUAGAAGCAAUGUCGGGUCUUUCUUCUGUCUUUUUCAUCAUUAGGAAGAUUAAUUUUAUUUAUUGUUCUAAUCGCCAAUCUCACUGGGGAUAACGGUAAGGGUAAAUCCAACAUUUUGAGCGAUCACCAAAACCGAAAUAGAGGAGAAAUAUUCCAACGGGGACACUUGUUCUUCUGACAACUGUCUAACAAGGGAUUGUUGGACACAUUAAAAAGAUAACUUCCCACUUUCUGUUGAGUCUACCAGACAGGGAGUGAAGGGAAUUCCCCCUAAUGAUACACAGAUGGGGGGGGGGGGAAUAUACCAUUCCUUACUCGCCCAUUAGGGUGAAUUACCCUUUCUUUGUACCCUGUGUUGUGAUCAUGUGUACGUCAUCAUUGAAAGUAAUAGAAAAUCCCAAAUUUUGUGUUAUUCCCUAGAACCUUAAUAGAGGGGAAAUCUUCCAAUGGGGACCCUAGUUCUAGUGACACCCUAGAGAUUCUUUUUUUAUUUUUUUUUGCAGGGAUUUCCUCACUUCUUAUUUUCGUGAUGGGACACAGAUGGCAAAAAAAAAAUCUGACGGGUUAUAACCCUCCCUUACUAUCCAAUAUGAUACUUUAAGACAUUGUUGGUUUGCUGUUAAAAAAAUUAGGCAUUAGUAACGAGAAGUUUCUUUGCCAGAAAUGUGUGUAGCGCAAGGACAACCUUUAUGAAUGUGUUGUAAUGAAAGGUCAAACUUCAACUGGAAUGUCAGAAAUGGGAAUAACCUCUGUCCAAUGGAUUAACUGGAUGUAACCCAAAUCCAUGUUCUUUUAUAUAAAAUACAUUUGAGCACCUGUUAUAAUUGUUAAAAAAUGUAUGUUACUGUAAAGAAAUAUGACAAUGUUUCAUCAAUGAAUAUGUCCUAUAUUAAAGUGGACCUGAACUGAGUUAAAGUGA
Molecule: messenger RNA, 3253 nt
Organism: Rana temporaria (common frog)
Lineage: Eukaryota; Metazoa; Chordata; Amphibia; Anura; Ranidae
Gene: FRMD8
Product: FERM domain containing 8
Exons: 11
Coding region: 246-1598 (450 amino acids)
Biological process (GO): negative regulation of canonical Wnt signaling pathway
Cellular component (GO): plasma membrane; cytoskeleton
Source: RefSeq, a predicted model, not a curated record